UUCCAAAUUCUUCCGGAGAAAACAAAACCCAGUUCUUCUCCCAUAAUUUUGUAAAUUAAGUAUAACCAGUUUGUACAAUUUGUAAUUUUAACCUCAAUGUAUACACACCCGGGUACAGUAACUCCAAUACUUGAAUCCCUGAAUCCUACUUUAAGGGAUAAUAUGAAGAGCAUCCUUGACAAAUAAUUUAUGGAAUAGCCUUUUUAGAAAUGGAUUCCAACAAUUUUGCGGCCAAAAACGGGCCGGAUGAGUCAGACAUCGCAAGAACCGAUGACGAGAUCAGCUAUCUAGUCAACGCAGAUGUUUACAAAAAAUGGAGAUCGCAAUACGUUGAUGAAAUUGAGUUAUCAGUAUGGACAGUAGAAAUGGUCACUUUCUCAGUUAACAACAGUUUUGAGAACUAUGGCUCUAUUAAAACCGCCAUCAGAAGAGGAGUCCCGGACAUAAUAAAACACUUUAUAUGGAUAAAGGCUAACGAUGCAGACCAUUUCUACUUCCAACACCCUGACUUUUACAAGAAUUCAUUCGCGUCUACAUUCGGGCACAAUGUACCCUCCGAACUGGGAGACUAUUGUCCAACAUUUUCAGGUGGGAUUUUGGGAUUACAGGCUGACAUAUUGGAUUCUCCGUUGGUGCUUGAGAACUUGCACCAACACAUUGACCAGUCCCUGGAAUCAGAAGUCGUCUACGAUUCUGAAAGCGAGUAUAAUUACUGGAUCAACCCAUACAAAGAGUCACCUUCGUACAUGAGGAAUUCCUCUUCCGUGAGUGUUUCACGGUCUAAAUCCGGUCGCUUCUUUGGGAACAUGUACUCCAGGUUCAUUAACAAGUUUAGGUCAAAUAGCCGUAAAUCAAGCCUGAACUCAAACCAUAGUGUACCCUACACUUCGUCGGCAUCAGCGAACUUCGCAUCCUCUAACAACUCAAAAACAAAUGCUCCAUAUCCAGUAGAACUUGAGCCCGGCUCAGUACCGAAAUAUGACACAUCUUCAAGUUUCUAUAGUGUUCAAAAUUUAGAUUUUAAUCAAUCAAACCAGCCAGAUGUGUCGAACAGAGAUAGAUUAAUAGACUAUAUACACCUGUUGAAUUACGAGAAUUUAAAUAAAAGAGAACUUAUGAAGUCAGCUUUGAGACGUAUCAGAAGAGGAACGUUUGAUACGAAGCCGUUUGCAAGGAACCUUGAGAGGUCAAGACAGCUGUCAGAUACUUUCAUAUACAAUUCAAAGUACAAGUAUUUCCCGCCGAGGCCUUCACAUCAUUCCAAGUUGAUCCAUCGCACUAAUGACUUUGACGAUUCAGACCACCAUGACAACCCAUUUUACACAAACCAUAAACCAGAGACUUCAAAGUCCUGUUUCCAUGUUUUUUGUUUGCCAAUUUGUCGCUCAAAGCCUAAGAAAGGAGAGACGAAAAAUGUCUUCGAGUACAUCCCACUCACAAACCCCAACACUUUUAACACAAAUGAACCGCCUUUUGUUGAGAUUUUAAGACCAUUUGCUCCUCCACUCCCAGUUGACACCAGUUCGACAGCUGAUCGCUUUCAGAUGACACGACAUUCUGACAACAUUAAGAGUUACAUAUCUGAUUCUGGAAUUGAAAAGUACGUCAACAGAGCCACAGAUUUUGGAGGUUUACCAAUGAUUAACACAAUUCCCGAGCAUAUAUCAUCAAAUAGCUUUGACCAGCCUUUUAGCCAAAAUGCAAGUUCAUUUGGACCAGAUAAGCUUGCCUAUGAAUCUCAUCUUCCAUACGACAGUAGGCCUAGCAGCUUACUCUCGUCAGAUUUCCGUGUCAUUGCUAACACAAUUGAUCCCGAGUCUUCCCCAGACCAGUCCUUCAAUAAUCCCGAUAUAACUCCAACUAAAAACUACGAAGAAACUUUGUCAAAUCUAGAUGUCGAUACUGAAGAUAUUGAACUUGUAACCAACCUUUCAGCCAAUUUCACACAACAAAUUAAAUCAAACACAUUCGAAGGGUCAGUGUAUAAAUUGAGUGAUGUGACAGACUUUACAGUUUUACUAUCAGAAGAGGGCGUUUUGGAGGUUAAGAGAGUUCUUUGGUGCCUCAAUUCAUAUUUUUCAUCACACAUCGAGUUCUUACCGGUUAUACCAUCACUGUGUUGUCUUCUUUUAAUGUAUUUGGCACCAAGUGCAGCACUAUGCGUGUUGUACCAGUUUAUGAAAAGGUCCAUAGAUACGUGUUCUAUGGACUGUGGAAGCAGGUUCUUCUUCAUUGAUCGAAGAGGCUUUGUUAGAUUUGUGACCUUUAUCCUCUCAGUGAUGGUUUCCCACCUGAGGAAAACAGUACUGCACUUGAGAACACUCAAAGUUGACCUUGCAGCAUGGGUUGCCAGGUCUGUUCAGACAGGGUUCUCUCAAAUUCUACCCUUUGACUACAUCGUGAGAAUUUACGGUAACUUUCUUUUUGAGGGCGAGAUGGUCCUGCUGAGGUACUCAGUGGCUCUGAUAAAGUGUAUCCGCUUGAAACUUAUGGAAUGCACAACUAAGCGGGACGCGGAACAGUUACUAUACCACAUUGGCCUUGACCCUGCAGUUCACAUCGACAAGGUUACCAAGGUAGCGUACAGUCUUCGAAUUAAGAAGUUUGACAAGAGAAUCAGCUCAGUUGAGACCCCAUCCCCUUACCUUAUGAAUGUUAAAAUCAGGCAUUUUUACAGACCAAGGCUUCACUCAAAAUCCUGCAUUCUCUCUGAAACUAACUGGGAGUUCAUCUGGUUUAACCUCAAACCAACAUAUCGCAUUCUGGAUCCACGUAGACUAUAUUGUUCGAAUAAGCACGGAAAUUCUAUGACUGCGGUAAUAAAGAGGAUAACGGAGCAUGAAAUUGAAUCAAGCCCUGCCUUGCUGUUCAUUAAAACCACUAAGCUAAACGUCCUUGGCGUUUUCAUACCAACUCUACUUAACAACCCAAUUAAUGGACAUUUUACAAUACAAGACGUACCACAAGUGGACUCGUUUGUUUUUACAUUGGCCCCAAAUGAGAGCGCUUUCAACUUCAGCGGGAAGAAUAAGGUGGGCGUUAAGCUGUCUAAGGACAACAUCGUGGUGGGGGCAAAACAACCGGCGUUUAUAGUUGACGGAACUCUGUCCUCAGGAUUCACAGCAGAGUGUGAAUCUUACGACUCGCCGCCACUUUUACAAGGAAAUCGGUUCAGUGUCUACAUGAUAGAGAUUUGGACACUGUCAUAGUAAUAUACUAGAAAAUCCCUAACAUAAAUGCUAUAUAAAUUAGAUUCAUGUAAUACUAGAAAAUACAUAACAUAUAUGUUAUGUA
This is a messenger RNA of Theileria parva strain Muguga, 3294 nucleotides long. It is a transcript of the gene tbc1d24, whose product is annotated as TLD family protein. The transcript is spliced from 10 exons. Bases 210 to 3209 code for a protein of 999 amino acids. The record is from RefSeq and is a predicted model, not a curated record. Lineage: Eukaryota; Apicomplexa; Aconoidasida; Piroplasmida; Theileriidae.